AUGUUUCACUGUGUUACGUUCCUCGUACUUUCACUUAUAGGAAUCCAGGUUUCUUCGGAACCAUUAGGACUUGAACGGAAUGUUUGUUGGUUGCCAGCAAGUUCCGGUCCCUGCUAUGGAUACUUUAAUAAAUAUUACUUCAACAAGAGAUCUGGAAAAUGUGAAAAGUUUGUCUAUGGUGGGUGCCAGGGUAAUGCCAACAACUUUGAAACGUUAAUGGACUGUGAAAUAGAAUGUAUUGGUAAUGUAUUUAGUAAGCGAGGUCUACGCGAGAUCCUAAAGGGUAGUGUACCACAACAAGUUCGUAAGUGAGGUCUACGCCAGAUCUGGAAGGACCAAUCAUAGACUCGAUAAUCUUAUACCUAUUACAUAAUAAAGUUGACUUGGAUGUUUUUUGCUUACAUGGCUGCAAAACUAAAUGAAAAUAGACCACCGACUUGAUUUUGUAAAUAAAAGAUUAAGCAAAGUAA
This is a messenger RNA of Mytilus californianus (California mussel), 470 nucleotides long. RefSeq names its product isoinhibitor K-like. The transcript has 4 exons. Lineage: Eukaryota; Metazoa; Mollusca; Bivalvia; Mytilida; Mytilidae. Gene Ontology annotation, molecular function: serine-type endopeptidase inhibitor activity. The record is from RefSeq and is a predicted model, not a curated record. The coding region runs from base 1 to 312 and encodes 103 amino acids.